Suillus discolor is the source of this 2006-nucleotide messenger RNA. RefSeq names its product laccase. Bases 1 to 1680 code for a protein of 559 amino acids. Gene Ontology annotation, molecular function: oxidoreductase activity; copper ion binding. The record is from RefSeq and is a predicted model, not a curated record. The transcript has 12 exons. NCBI's taxonomy places the organism in Eukaryota, Fungi, Basidiomycota, Agaricomycetes, Boletales, Suillaceae.
AUGCUUACUCCUAUCCUAAUCGCUUCUCUCGUUUCAUUAAUUAAUGCUGCAUCUAUAGUGUCUCGCUCACAGUCCUACUCUCAGCCCGCUGUACUCGGCCCCCAAACUACAUUAACCAUAGCUAAUAAAGUCAUCGCUCCUGAUGGCUUCGAACGCUCAGCAACUCUCGUCAAUGGCAUAUUCCCUGGACCCUUGAUUGCGGCACAGAAGGGAGAUAACUUUUCCAUUCAGGUAGUCAACGAGCUCACAGACGAGUCGAUGUUCUUGAGCACCAGUGUCCACUGGCACGGUAUCUUCCAGAAUGGGACAAAUUAUGCUGACGGGACGUCCUUCGUCACACAAUGUCCCAUUGCACAAAACCACUCUUUUGUACACAAUUUCUCUUCUCCGAACCAAGCGGGCACCUACUGGUAUCAUAGCCAUUAUUCCGUCCAAUAUUGCGAUGGCCUGAGGGGAGCCCUAGUAAUUUAUGAUCCUGAUGACCCUUUGGCAUACAUGUAUGAUGUCGACGAUGCAAGUACCGUAAUUACACUUUCCGAUUGGUAUCACGCUGUGGCCCCCGUCAUGCGCCACCUUGUAGACGCCGAUGCCAACUCCACACUUAUCAACGGACUGGGUCGCUAUGCAGGCGGACCCGCGUCUGAGUUGGCUGUGAUCAACGUCGAACAGGGAAAGCGAUAUCGCAUGCGGCUGGUUGCAAUGUCCUGCGACCCUAAUUUCAACUUUACCAUCGAUGGCCACAUCUUCACCGUCAUCGAAGCGGAUGGACAGCUAACCGAACCACUAGUGGUAGACCAGCUCCAGAUUUUUGCGGGUCAACGCUACUCUGUGGUUCUGGUAGCCGAUCAGCCGGUGGAUAAUUACUGGAUACGCAGUCUUCCUAAUUUGGUGAAUCCAUCCUUCGAGGGAGGACAGAACUCUGCUAUAUUGCGCUACCAAGGCGCUCCACAGGUCGACCCGACCACGGCUUAUGUGCCACCCCAGGACAUAUUGGUAGAGACCAACUUGCAUGCUCUUAUCAAUCCCGGUGCUCCUGGCAUUCCAGGAUAUGGGAACGCAGAUAUCAACCUCCACUUCAAGGUUACCAAUGACACCGGAUUAUUCUAUAUCAAUAAUGUCACAUUCAGCCCCCCCAGCAUUCCUGUUCUACUCCAAAUUCUCAGUGGAGCUCAAGAUCCGUUCCAGCUGCUCCCAAACGGGAGUGUAUACGCUCUAGGACACAACAAAGUAGUGGAGCUGACAAUGGAAAUACCAGUAGUACCCAAUGUUCCAGGUGGACCCCAUCCCAUACACCUUCAUGGGCACGCGUUCGAUGUUGUACAGAGCGCAGGCAACAGCACCUUCAAUUAUGUUAACCCAGUUCGCCGCGAUGUAGUAAGCGCAGGCAACCCUGGGCAACAAAUGGUGAUACGAUGGACGACCGACAACUAUGGCCCGUGGUUCUUGCAUUGCCACAUUGAUUGGCACCUUGAUGCCGGGUUUGCCGUGGUAAUGGCGGAAAGUCCCUUAGACACCGCUGCACAUCUAAACCCCGUUCCAAAGGAAUGGGAUCAGCUGUGCCCGACCUUUUACUCCUUAACACCCACGCAGUUGGGGGGUGAGGGUCGCCUCUCCUGGGAAGAAGCAGCUAGUAUUACCACUCUCCUCUUCCCAGAAACACCUCUCCCCGGGCAUAAAUAGAUAAUCGAUUUCGUUUAUUUGGGGGCAGCUCAGGUUCGCGUUAUAGUAACGCAUCAAACAGGGGCGACUGUAGUGGCAGACCUGUGCAUCACCAACGCAUUUUUUUGACUGUGGGAACUUCUUCACUACACCCAAAACAUAGCUAUUUCCAACAUUUCUCACACUGCCCCCAACACAUACUAUAGAGAAGUAUUAGUGUAGGUAAUUAAUAUUUACACAUAAUAGAGGUCGCCGUAAAACCCUCUUUAUUUGUUUUUGUUCUAAUACAAGCUCUACAUAGAAACCUGUAUAUAUAAUACAGGAUCAGAAACACAUUUGUAUCUUCC